Molecule: messenger RNA, 393 nt
Organism: Cydia fagiglandana
Lineage: Eukaryota; Metazoa; Arthropoda; Insecta; Lepidoptera; Tortricidae
Product: macrophage migration inhibitory factor-like
Exons: 3
Coding region: 22-375 (117 amino acids)
Molecular function (GO): cytokine activity; phenylpyruvate tautomerase activity
Source: RefSeq, a predicted model, not a curated record
GUGACAAAUAAGUUAUUCGACAUGCCGUGCUUAAGAAUUCUUACUAAUAUUCCUAAUAGUAAAAUACCUAAGGAUUUUGUUAACAAAAUUAUUCCUGUGCUGGCGAAAGCUGUUAGGAAAGAUGUUGAGAAGUUCACAUGCGUGAUAUCAGGGGACUGCCAGGUGUCCUUCGCAGGGGACUCCUCGCAGCCAGGGGCCGUGUCCACGCUGGAGUCCAUAGGACACGUCGGCCCGGACGACAACCGGGUGAUCGGCCGGGACCUGGCCGCGUUCGUACAGAACGAACUAGGAAUACACCCUGACAGGUUUUUCAUAAGUAUCUACGAUAUCAAGGGCACCAACAUUGUGAAAGGCGGUGAUACGAUAUCUACAUGAAUAAAUUAAGUUAAUAUA